Miscanthus lutarioriparius is the source of this 285-nucleotide messenger RNA. NCBI's taxonomy places the organism in Eukaryota, Viridiplantae, Streptophyta, Magnoliopsida, Poales, Poaceae. The record is from the annotation of a GenBank genome assembly.
AUGAGGAAUUUGAGUUCAGGCCUGAUCCGUUUAAGUGAGGUUCGACAUAUUAUGUUCGUCAUCUCUUUUGCAACCUAUAUGAUUUUGUUAUCCUGUGUAAGCAUUCAGGAAUUAGUGGGACCUAUGGAUGCAGAGUCGCGGCAGGAGCAUGACGAGCUGGAACAGAGGAUGAAGCAUGAGCGUGAAGAAAUGGAUAGUGUGGUUAUGCUUCACCGUACUGAAAUGUACAUCAAGCUGAGAGAAGAGCGUGCAUCCUUGGGCCGUGCACUCAAAGGAGGAACAUGA